UGCAACCCCGCACGAGGCGUGUAUCACACGCUUCCACCAAAGACUAGACCACCAGACCUAGAGCCCGGACUCCCAAAGCCCCUCUCCUAACCUUGUUCGAUGUUGACUCCCUCACACCGUGAACGAACCCUGAAGAACAAUACAUAAAGCAUGGCCCACAUCACCCCUAAUCCGUCCGACGACCAGGCCGGCGGAGGCCCUCUCCUCGGAGACGUGCUGGUGACGGGCGGCAGCGGCUUCCUCGGCUACCACCUGGUCGGGCAGCUCCUGGCCGACCCCGAGUGCGGCGCCGUGCACGUGCUGGACCGCGUUGCCGCCGGGUCGUCGUCGUCGGCCAACCACCACGCCGGCGCGACCUACCACGCCUGUAGCGUCGAGGACGCGGCCGGGGUGCGCGCGCUGCUGUCCUCGGCGCGCCCGCGCGUCGUCUUCCACUGCUCGUCGCCCAACUUCUCGUUCCCGGACGAGGCUGGGCGCGCGCGCGGCCGCGGCGCGGCGGCGGACCAGCUCGAGAGCAACGUCGACGGCACGCGCGUGCUGCUGGACGAGGCGCGCCGCUGCGGCUCCGUUGCCGCCCUCGUGCUCGCCGCCACCAUCGACAUGUACCGCAACCCGCCCCACGUCGACGGCGACGAGUCUCUGCCGACCUGGGCCGACGUGGACGACGGUCCCGGCCCGCCCGAGGAAGCCUACGCGCGCAGCAAGGCCGCCGCCCACAAGCUGGUCCUCGCCGCCAACGAGCCCGACUCCCUCUCCUCCUCCGCCUCUGGCCGCCCGCCUCUGAAGACGGCGUCCCUGGUGCUGGCGCACGCCUACGGCGAGCGCGACUCGCAGAUGGUGCGGACCAUGCUCGGGACCGCGGCGCGCCCGGGCGUGCCGUUCGUGCAGAUCGGCGCGGGCGGCAACGCCAUCGAGGUCGUCGACGUGGCCAACGCGGCCGCCGCCCUGCGCCUGGCCGCCAAGGCGCUGCUGGACCGGUCCCGGGCGUCGGGCCGCGUCGACGGCGAGGCCUUCAACGUGUCGGACGGCCGGCCCGUGCCCUUCUGGCACCACGUGCGCGUCAUGUACGACGCCGCGCAGCGCCACUACGGCACAAAGGGCGAGCCGCGCGUCGUCGUGGUGCCGGGCUGGGUCAUGCGGGCUGUCGUGUGGAUAGUGUACUGGACGUUGGCCAUCUUUACGCUGGGCCGCGUGAGGCCGCCCGUGUCCCUGAGCAGGCAGGCGCUGGUGUACUCGCUGCACUCGCACACGUACAGCACCCGCAAGAUCCGGGAGAGGCUCGGGUUCGAGCCCGCCUCGGAUCAUGAUGCGGUCGUCGCGGCGGCCAUGGAGUGGGAGCUGAAGCGCAGGGAGGCAGAAACGGGAACGGCGAAGAAGGUCGCCUAGACGGCUGGGAAAAGGAGAAAGGAACGAGUUGUCGUAUCUAUCUAGGAAGUGCAAAGUCUAGUUGAUCAUGUCUAGUGUGUGCGAACCGAAUCCCACGCCCCAAAAGUCAAACAAAUCCAGAAUCCCAAUUUGCCACCCCGUCGUCUGUUUACG
Gaeumannomyces tritici R3-111a-1 is the source of this 1539-nucleotide messenger RNA. Its product is annotated as C-3 sterol dehydrogenase/C-4 decarboxylase. Gene Ontology annotation, biological process: steroid biosynthetic process. The transcript has a single exon. Lineage: Eukaryota; Fungi; Ascomycota; Sordariomycetes; Magnaporthales; Magnaporthaceae. The record is from RefSeq and is a predicted model, not a curated record. Gene Ontology annotation, molecular function: 3-beta-hydroxy-Delta5-steroid dehydrogenase (NAD+) activity. Bases 151 to 1386 code for a protein of 411 amino acids.